AUGAGACCCAAGACGGCGCAUAGCAACCGUUUGGAAGACGAUUAUGAUGGACCAGUGGCACAACAGCACGGUACGACCCGACAACCCCCGCGACUGAAUUUUCAACGCUCUUUUGAUUUUUCGCCCUUCAAGACCAAACCUGUUCCUUCAGCACCCCAGGUUCAGUCGUCGCAAAGAGAAGUGUCUCUCAGUAGCCGGUUUGGUGUGCUGUCCAUCAAGGACGACAUCUUUACGGACUACACUCAAGAUGAAGAUCAAGUGGUUUUCAGCCAAGAGAGCAGCAAUAGUUCCAUGACAACUGCGGCGAGCACUACGCAGAUGGACAACGUUACUAUGCGCCCCUCUCGCAAACUGGCCGCGAUACCGCCAGAGCUGUCACCGAAAAGGAGACAGGCCAGCCGCAUGACGGAUCCUGUCACACCUUCGCCAGACGCUAAGCGAGUGAAAGCCGACAUGAACGAACUCCAAGAGGCAAUCAUGUCAAUCAAGGCUUCGCGAUCGCCGGCCAGAUCCCCUUCUCCUAAUAAGCCCUCGUUCUUGACUAAAGAUUCUAACUUGACUCAAUUCACAGCUUGGGACGUCGAAGGUCGAUUAGGCGAGCUUGAUUCUCAGUUCAAGAAGGUGCAGGAUUCGAUGAACAGCAUGAUUUCAGACAAGGAGUUGAUGGACGAGCGAGUCGAGAUGUACAAGAAGAGAAUAUCCGAACUCGAAGCCGAGCGGGAUAAGAUCGCGGAUCGGAACGAGAACUUACACACUGAACUCAACAGCAUGCGAGAACAGAUGCAGCGAUUGACGAUCGAAUCAGAAACAGAGAAACGAACUCACAAGUACGAACUCGAGGAUGAAGCCCGCAAGCGCCGUCAUGAAGUGGAUGAACUGCGAAGAGAGUUGAGAGACGAGGUAUCGCGACAGGAGAAGAGCCAGAGUGAGGCCUUGGAAGCUCUUGAGCGACAUUACAAGGUCAUGCUUGAAGACGAGCGUGAUAAACAGGAAAAAGAGGUUGAGAACCUUCGCAUGAGGCUUGGAAACGAGCAACAGGACCUUCACCUCAGCCUGCAAAAGAAGGAUCGCGAGGUGUCGGAGAUGAGAGCCGUGAUUGAAGGGCUCAAGGGCGACUUGGACCGUGAGCAGAGUCUCAAAAAGGGCCUCGAAGCCACCAUCACGGAGCUCUCAUCAUCCAAUCAUCAACUCCAGGGCAGAAUCAACUCCCUUGCUGGACAGGUCGAUUACCUCCAGUCCGACAGCAAAGCGCAGUCAGACUCGUACACCCAGAUGGAGGCGAGGUUGCAGGAGGCCCUACAGAUCGCAGAAGUGGCUAAGGAGAAGCUUAUCAAGGAAGAGACGGAGCGUCGCAUUCUCUUCAACAAAUACCAAGAGCUCAAGGGCAACAUUCGUGUUAUGUGCAGAGUGCGUCCUGUGCUGAGCUCUUCGGAAGGUGCGCCUGCACAAGUCGCAUUCCCAGAUGACAAGACCUCGGCAGAAAUCGCCCUCGCAGGACCCGAGGAGGUCAACAGCAUCUCCGGCAAGGUCACGAGGAAGAACUACAACUUUGAGUUCGAUCGUGUCUUCGACCCCAGGGCGCAGAACCAGGACGUCUUUGACGAGAUCUCCCAGCUCGUGCAGAGCGCGCUUGAUGGAUACAACGUUUGCAUCUUCUGCUACGGCCAAACGGGUUCCGGCAAGACGCAUACCAUGUCGUCCCAGGACGGCAUGAUUCCCCGGGCGACACACAUGAUUUACGAAACCGUCACCAAGCUCAAGGAGAAGUCGUGGACGUACAGAAUGGAGGGAUCCUUCAUUGAGGUGUACAACGAGGAGCUGAAUGACUUGCUGACUCCCAACAGCCGCGAGGGGCGCAAACUUGAGAUCCGCCAUGACGAUGUGCGCAAGCAGACCACAGUCCUCAACUGCAAGUCUGUUAGUCUGGACUCGGCCGACACAGUAGAGAUGAUGCUCGACGAGGCCCAGAAGAACCGAUCGGUGGCGGCGACCAAGGCCAACGAGAGGUCUUCGCGUUCGCACAGCGUCUUCAUCCUCAAGCUCGUGGGCUUCAACUCGGCGACAGGAGAGCGAUGCGAAGGCACGCUGAACCUGGUGGAUCUCGCCGGAUCCGAGAGGCUGAAGCACUCACAGGCCGAGGGCGACAGGAUGAAGGAGACACAGAACAUCAACAAGUCUCUGUCGUGCCUCGGCGACGUCAUUGAGGCUCUCGGCAGGGGAAGCGGGCACAUUCCGUAUCGUAACUCCAAGCUGACGCAUUUGCUGCAAUACUCGCUUGGAGGUAACAGCAAGACGCUCAUGUUUGUGAUGGUUAGCCCGUUGGAGACUCAUCUGAAGGAGACUCUGACAAGUUUGCGUUUUGCUACUAAAGUUCAUAAUACCCAUAUUGGCACCGCCAAGGCGAUGAAGAAGGUGUAA
This is a messenger RNA of Colletotrichum truncatum, 2418 nucleotides long. RefSeq names its product kinesin family protein. Lineage: Eukaryota; Fungi; Ascomycota; Sordariomycetes; Glomerellales; Glomerellaceae. The record is from RefSeq and is a predicted model, not a curated record. Gene Ontology annotation, biological process: microtubule-based movement. Gene Ontology annotation, cellular component: microtubule cytoskeleton. Gene Ontology annotation, molecular function: ATP binding; microtubule motor activity; microtubule binding.